Messenger RNA from Phytophthora infestans T30-4, 1458 nucleotides. RefSeq names its product cell division cycle protein 20. Gene Ontology annotation, cellular component: anaphase-promoting complex. The coding region runs from base 1 to 1458 and encodes 485 amino acids. The transcript has 4 exons. Gene Ontology annotation, molecular function: ubiquitin ligase activator activity; protein binding; anaphase-promoting complex binding. The record is from RefSeq and is a predicted model, not a curated record. Gene Ontology annotation, biological process: anaphase-promoting complex-dependent catabolic process; positive regulation of ubiquitin protein ligase activity; positive regulation of anaphase-promoting complex-dependent catabolic process. NCBI's taxonomy places the organism in Eukaryota, Oomycota, Peronosporomycetes, Peronosporales, Peronosporaceae.
AUGGCGAGUCCGAGCGCGGAAGUACGGCGCCUUGAGCGCGCGUCGUCGUCGUCCGUGCUGAUGAGCCCUCCAUCAAGUCGCGGAAUCUCGCGCAAGCGCUCCCACAACGCCGCCAAGAAAAGCAGGACCGAUCCCAGCAGUGGCUCCACCUGCAGCGCCAGCAGCAAGAGCGCGUCGGACCGCUUCAUCCCGACGCGCAGCGCCAUGAAUUUGGAACUGGUACAAUGCAACUCGCCCGACACAGUGGCAGCCAUUGAGGCAGCCUCAAACAGAAACAAGAACAGUCCCAGUCAGUCAGGAGGAGGAUUCAACGCCGCUGAAGAUGAGGAGAAGCAGAUCUACAAGAAGCGACUGGCCAGCGCACUACUGGGCAAAGAAGACGACUCAAAACACAAAAUUUUGAAAUUCACAAAGGCCAAACCGGCAGUAGCCCCUCCGGACUCAUUUAAGUCCACGCUGCAAGCCAGAUUCUCUCACAACAAGGUGAGUGUGGUGCCCGCGGCUGCCGCGAAGAAGCUGAACCGCCACGUCCCCUCGGCGCCGAUCAAAUGUGUGUACCUCUGGAACGCUGCUUCGGGUGAAAUUAGUGAGCUCAUGGGUCUGGAUGGAGACGAGUAUGUGAGCUCGGUACAGUGGAGUGACGCAGCUGGUGGCUCGGCACAUUUGGCUAUUGGAACAAGUGAGUCUGUGGUUCAGCUGUGGGAUGUCGCUGCGUCACGUCAAGUGCGAACGAUGAACGGCCAUUCGUCGCGUGUAGGUGCGCUGGCUUGGAACAGCUACGUCUUGUCCUCGGGAUCUCGCGACAGUACGAUCAUCCACCACGACGUUCGUGCACGGCAGCAUCAGCUGUCGACACUGACGAGUCAUGAACAGGAAGUGUGCGGACUGCAGUGGUCUCCUGACGGCACAACGCUGGCGUCUGGAGGUAAUGACAACGCACUAUGUCUGUGGAAGGCUGGAAGUAUUGGGACGAGUCGCAGUAUGCAAGCGCCCACACACCGACUGGAGCAGCACACGGCGGCAGUGAAGGCGAUCGCGUGGUGCCCUUGGGAGCGUAACUUGCUCGCUACUGGUGGCGGUACUGCUGAUCGCACGAUCAAGUUUUGGAAUACGACGAACGGAGCCUUGCUGAACUCGGUGGAUACAGGCUCGCAGGUGUGCUCGCUGUUGUGGUCUGCCACAGAAAAGGAGCUACUAUCGUCGCACGGAUACUCGCAGAAUGAACUGUGUUUGUGGAAAUACCCGAGCAUGACCAAGGUGAAGGAGCUCACAGGCCACACUUCUCGUGUGCUGCACUUGGCAGCGUCGCCUGAUGGUGAGACGGUUGUUUCCGGCGCUGCCGAUGAAACACUGCGUUUUUGGAAGGUAUUCGGCCCCAACCGAAAGGCACGGAAGGCUGGCUCGGCCACCGCUGAGCUGACCAGUUCGUCGCUGUCGAGCGUCAUGAGCAUUCGAUAA